Molecule: messenger RNA, 8125 nt
Organism: Schistosoma bovis
Lineage: Eukaryota; Metazoa; Platyhelminthes; Trematoda; Strigeidida; Schistosomatidae
Source: the annotation of a GenBank genome assembly
AAUUAUAAGGAGCGCUUAGUAUGAGCUGUGACCAUGAAUAACGCGGGUAGCGCUUCAGGGGUAAUAGUAUCACUUAUUUUGCGAUACUUUUUUAUUUCUGCUUUGUGAACAGCCCAAAAUCGAAAUUAAUUAUAAGUAAAUUUGAAGGUUUGUUCUCCGUCUUUACAAUUAAGUGAAAAAGGGAACGCGUAAGUUAAAUUUGUUACAGGCGUAAAAUGCUCCGGAGAAACCAUAAUUUAUUAAGCUACAUUGAGCAUGUGGGGAACUCCGAAUUGGUCCAUAAAGCAACUUAGGAAAGAUAUAAAUUAGGGAAGCGUUUGACCCAGCCGGAUGUCUUACUAACGGCUGUUACUCCUAAUGGAGCAUAGGCCACCGACCAGCAUCCGACAACCCACUCUGUCCUGGGCCUUCCUUUCUAGUUCUAUCCAAUUUUUGUUCAUUUUUCUCAUGUCUGUCACCAUUUAUCGACGUAAUGUGUUCUUUGGUCUUUUUCUUCUCCUUUGGCCUUGAGGAUCCCAUGUGAGGACUUGCCUUGUGACAUAGUUGAGUGCUUUCCUCCAUGUGUGUCCUAUCCACUUACAGCGCCUCUUCCUGAUUUCUCCCUCCUCUGGAAUCUGGCUUGUUUUCUCCCACAGUAGUUUGUUGCUGAUAGUGUCUGACCAACGGAUCUGAAGUAUUUUGCAUAGACAACUGUUAAUAAACACUUGUAUCUUCUGGAUGAUGUCUUUCGCAGUUCUCCAGGUUUCCGCCCCAUACAGUAGAACUAUCUUGACAUUUGUAUUGAAAAUUGUAACUUUGGUGUUAGUUGACAGUUGUUUUGAGUUCCAGAUAUUCUUCAGUUGUAGAUAUGCUGCUCUUGCCCUUACGACCCGCGCCUUCACAUCUGCAUCAGAUCCACCGUGUUCAUCAAUGAUGCUGCCCAGAUAUGUAAAGGUUUUUACAUCUCCCAAAACUUCGUCAAGUGUUAUUCGAUUGUUUCAUGCUGUGUUCUAUCGGAUAAUCUUGCUUUUCCCUUUGCGUAUGUUGAGACCUACUGCUGAGACUGCUGCUACACUGGUCGUCUUCUGCAAUUUUUUUGCGUUUGCGAUAGAAGAGCCAGAUCAUCUGCGAAGUCUAGAUCGUCCACCUGCAUCCUAGAUGUCCGAUGUAUCCCGUGCUUCUCCCCAGGUGUUGACAUCAUGAUCCAGUCGAUCACCGGGAGAAAGAGAAAGACUGAGAGUAAGCAACCUUGCCUGACACCGGUCUUCACCUCGAACGAGUUUGUCAACUGUCCUCCAUACACGAUUUUGCAGUUUAAUCCAUCAAAGGAAUUCUGUGUAAUACUGACUAUCUUCUGAGGCACGCCAUAGUGUCGAAGAAGCCUCCAUAGUGUUGUCCUGUUCACGCUAUCAAAUGCUUUCUCGUAGUCAAUGAAGUCUGUGUAGAGUGAUGAAUUCCAUUCAAUUGACUGUUCCACAAUGAUCCGUAGAGUUGCGAUUCAGUCUGUACACGAUCGAUCCUCACGAAAUCCAGCUUGCCGGUCUCGAAACCGGAUGUCUACUAGCAACCUAUUCCAGAGGCUUGCAUAGCGUGUUACAAAGGAAGUUGACUUCAGUGUGCUUGAUGUUCUCGAUAUCCCACUGUUGAUUUGUGUGACGGCCACAAUUGAUUUCUUCGAUCGUUGGUGGAAUGACAUCUAUAGGAAGGUCUGUAUAUACCGUUUCGAUAACCGGUGAAUUCAGUGGAGCUGGUCUAUUCAAGAGUUCCUCGAAGCGUUCUACCCAUAUGUUCCCCUGUUCUUGAAUCUCGGUGAUUGGCUAGUCUUCUUCGUCCUUGACCGGUCUCUUUGGUUUACUAUAUUCCCCUACCAGUUUCUUCGUCGUGUGAUAUAGUUGUUUCAUAUUUCCUCUUGUAGAACUGAUCUUUAUCAUCGUUAUUACUAUCAUUGGUGGGUACAUUACAUUGGAUAACAUUCAUUGUAAUUCCCUCCUUUGUUUUGAAGGAUACUUUGAUGUUCCAGGAUCCAUGAGAUUGCCAUCCUACAAGUGCAUUACGUGCUUGUUCCGACAGCAUCAGAGCAACUUCGUGAGUGUGUGGAGCAUUUUCUUGUUCGUGACCAGAGUACGUGAGCAUCUUUCCCAAAUCUAAUGUUUUCUGUCCAGUUUGGGUCCAAUAAGUUUCAUUGAUUCCGAGAACUGCCAAUUUGUAUCAUUUCCGUUGCUAUUUAAUUGGUCCUCCCGGUCUCCCACAUUGUCUGGACAUUCCGUAUACCUAUAACGAAUGUUGCUCUGGUUGUUAGAAGGGGCAUCGACCUUGUGACUUCCGAAGAAUUUCGUCUUUCAUGAUGAGGCGUGAUAAUUCUUCUGAAUGAAGAUGCUUGAACUCGGAGAACAGAGUUUAAAUUGUUUAUUCUGGUUAGUAUUUGUUUUCAGCUAGGUUGUUUUCUACGGGAUAGGGUUGCCGACCCCACUCCCAACCCUCUUCGUUUGUGUUGGCUUGGGAACGGCAGUAGCCCUAGAAGAGGUAUAGGCGGAGUUUUAGUUUCCACACCUGACAUCUAAUUCUUCUGGGAUUGUUUUGUUUUGAAGUAAUUGGACUCUGACCAAUAUCAUGAACUCUAAUGUAUGCACGAUUGACGACUUUUCCGAGCUUAAGGAUCUAGUUGAGAAGUCCCAUAAUGUUAAGGUAAGUAAUAUUGGAGUUUUGCAUAAAACUGAUUUUACAGGCAGAUGUAUCUGAUGAAAUCAAGAACUUACUUGCUAGAAGAAGUGAAAUAGAGCACAAAUUAAAAAAGAUAAACUCUCUAAUGUAUGCAAGCCCCUUAGCUAUACUUUUUCUGUAGACCUGAUUUCCAUAAGUUACAAAUAAAUGCCGAAAAUUCUUCAAGAUUGGUGGGUUGUGCUUCAAAACUUGCUCUACAGCUCAGUGAAAAAGUGGAGCAAUUAGAUUUUGUGAAAGUAAUCUUAUUGAAUUCCUAGUAUUUUUCAGAAUCAUGUUCUUAAUUGUGUAGAUAAACUUAGUCAUAUAAUUACUGUAAGGAACAGUGCAGUUGGAGUGAAACGAUGUCUCAUUGACUCUAAAUUAGAUGAAGUAACUUAGUUGAUUAUCACAGUUAUUUUUAGGCCGCUGGUUACGUGUUUACUUAUCUGGAAAUGGAGAAAGACAUAAUUUCUCUUAUCUCUCGUCUAUCAGCUGGUAAGCCUGUUUUUCACUUUAAAAUAUCAGCUGUCUAAACCAGUAGUUUUCUCACUGUCCGGGUUUAUUCGCUUACAUAUAUAAAGCAUAUUUUGAUGAAUUGCUUAAAAAGUGGUUGUGAACUGUUACUUCGACUUCUCUGCUUGUGGUUUUAUUGGAAGUAGAGAUAGCUUCCCAAUAACCUGUAACUACAUGCGUAACACGAGAUCCUGGUCAGCAAAUUAUAUGAAAGUGGGAAGACUACAUGUUUCAGUCAUAAUGAGGGACCAUUUAGAAAUAUGUCUCGGACAGCCCCUAUACUUCAUGUCGAAACAAAUGAAGGAAGAGCCUAACAACGUGAAAGUAAUAGAUGCCAAAAUAAUUGCAGUAUUAGCCGAAGUAAGUGACUAAAAGUAUCUAUAUUAAAAUCGGAAUUUAGAGAUAGGUAGGAAAUAAAUGGAUCUAUGUUGUUAAGUCCUAUUUUGAGCCACGUUUAUUCGAGUUCUUCAACUGUUUACCACGAUUAUCUAGAGGACCUUGAUCAAGAAUCCAAUACCUCUCCCACACAGCUUAGAUAGAUGAUUUCGUGGUCGCUUUUAACCUCUCAACCUACCAGAUCGGUUAGCAUUGAUCAGGAUAUGACGUAACUGGAGUGUGCAUAACAUGUCUCAAAAACUUACAAGUUCAGAAUAGUUUAGAAGUCACAGUUCUAUCAUUGGUUAUGGUAUGAAAACUUAGCAUACAUUGGCUAUUUGUUCUCACCACUUACGUUUAACUGCUAUAUAUGUUGAUGGUGACGUUUAUUGCCAAUUUCUUGAAGAUUGAUGUAAUCUAACCGUUGUAUCAGUCGAACACUAUUCCGUUAAGUAAAAGGAAUAAAAAAGUGAAACAUUUCCAAAUACUUCAAUAGUGAAUCAGUGGCUUGUUGGUUUAAACAUUAAGCUAUCGACCAGUGGAGGGUAGGUUUAAACUCCAAAUUCUGUGUUUUAAGUAUUCAGAUAUUAUCACUAGUCGUCACAAAACAUGACUCAAAUCCGAGUAUGGAGCUUUGUAAUUGGCUGAUGAGUCACAAUAUUAAUAUCAUCAUUAUAAAGUCUAAAGGUGAGAAACUAGACGCAUUUAAAUGAAUGCUCCACGCCUGUCAAAUGUAUGGUGAUGGUCUCAGUCAGUCACAACGUAGAACUUGGUGCGUUUGUAUGUCAAUUCAAGUUUUCAUACCCCAUCAUCACUGAGAAAUGAAAUUGUCAGGCCAAAUCCCAGAAUAGUAGAGGUAGUCACCGUAUCAGUGUUAAUAGGAAAGAUUAGGCACCGAAAAUACGAUUCAAUAGGAAAAUAUAAAUUAGUGAAAUAAAACAAGAGAUUCAUGAGGAAUUUAGGGGAAGACAAAGAAUGGAUGCAACUGCGCCAUUGCAGACGAUUUUGAGCCAUGUCAUUUAAAGUCCCUAACUAUUGGUUACGAUAACCACACGUACCGCAAUAAGGUAGUCUAUAUCUAUUAACAUCACCAAGUCCAAAUGUCAGUGACUUCACGGACUGAUGCUAUGUUUCGGUUUGGUUGCUCUUAGGUUUCUUCCAGCCUACUCCCACACCUACAUACGUAACACGUCUCAACCACCUCACUUGAUGAAGAUUUACUACCUCAUCAAUCUAUUUGUCAUUCCUACCUAGUACCCUUCUUAAUUCAGGCAUUGCUUAUUCUGUGGUCCCAAAAUACACGAGCAAUGCUUCGAAAAUACCUAUGAUUUGAUGCAUGUAACCUACGAAUAUCCUCCAUUUUUGAUGGCCAUGAUGGUGAUUUGACUAAUUGGAAAUCAAUAGUGUCUAAGGAGUUACGAAUGAGUCAUAAUCAACAUAUAACUUGACACAAAUGUGUUUGAGCCCAGAUGAGGAUCUCAUGGUAGCUCAACAAGAUUGUUAUAACUUGUGCCCUGUGUCCUGUUGAUGUGUAACGUGAUGAUACCGCCAAUUAGAGUACAAUGGAUUAUCGAUCGGACCAAUCACGCAUAAAACAUGUACGAGCAGUCCAGAGUCCUUAUCGGUCCUGCUUCCUACCUAGCCCAGCCUACUAAUUUCAAAACACCAUCUCAGCCUCUGCGAUAUAAAUCAUUUAUUUCAAACAUACUGCCUUUAUAUACAGACCAGGCAGACCUCAUCGUACCAUAAGAUAGGAAACAACAUCUGUACAAGAUUUGGCCAAAAGUGGCUGUGAAUGUGGGAGGUAGUAAUUGAUAGACUGGGUAUAACUCAAGAAUGAUGAAUCGUAUAAUAAUUCAUAGGUCAAAAUAUAGCUCAUAAUAAGAGGGACAUGAAUACUGAAUAGUUUAGUUAAUUAAUAAUUAUACGAUAAAAAUAUACGCAUAGUAUUGGUCCAUAAAUGGAUCCCAAAAGUUACCAUUCAUUAUUCUUAUCGGGAUACAAAAAAGAUGACAUCAAUAAAAAGUAGCAAAUGAGUCGAAAUACUAGUAAUAUCAAUGAUAAUGAACGGCCAAAAUUUCAGAGUAUACUUCAAAAACAAGGGGCAAACUAAAGCCAUAUAUAUAAAAGCCAAUUUGACAGUAUAUUAAUAUGAGAAGCCAACAUAUUGAAACAUGUUCGGACGUCAAGCUCCACGAACUAGCUAUUACUGAAACAGGCAUAUGUUACUCAACAAGGUUUUUAUUACCCAAUAGAACUAAAUAGUGAUAUCAAGAUUAAAAGGAUAAUUAAUUAGUUCGUACACCUCCGUACUUUUUUCUAUCAUUUUAAUGGUUUCUAUACUGUAUUAUAAAUAUAAAUUAAAGUUUAUUAUGGCACAACCGGAGAUGGGUCUAAUUAGUAGAAAAAAAUUAUAAUCUUGUUCAAAUUGUCACAGUACAGAUUUGUGAGAAUUUCUACAUUUCUCUGUGGUUUAUAAUCCUGGUAUUGAUUCAGCUCAUCAAACUGCAACACGACUGUACAGUUUAACUUGCCAACAUACACAUACUAUAUUUAUUCUGAUUUUAUAAACCCUAUCCUCAAAUAUUACAUGUUAUAGUUUCUACACUUCGAUUGAAAAUGGUCUCUUAUUUGUGAUAGUCAUAUUAAUGAUGAUCUAAAAUAAUACUUUAUAGAUAAUCCUGAUAAUAACCCAUUGAAAACUCUGGAUGACAGUCGACAAAUUCUCGUAAAGAUGGCAAUUGGGAAAUUCGAUGAAUAUGUUUCGAAACGGGAUGAAAAGAAUAUAGUACAUUUGUUAAAGAUAUUUUUCUUAUUGGGCGAAACCAAUGAAGGAAUUCGACGAUUUUCUACAUAUCUUUGUUCAUACAUUUCAAAUAAAUGUGAAAUAUUGAUAAAUACUUAUAAAUCAUCUUCAAAAUCAUCUGAAUUUGCAUCAGCUAAUCUAAUCACAGAAAUUUUAGAGUUUGUUGCGGAUACAUUAAAAAAUAAUUCAAUGUACGUCGAAACAUACUGUGGCCCAGGCAACAUAUUUGGGUUUGUAUCUUCUGUUCAUUGUGUCGUUGACCAAUACGUCAAGUGUGUAAUCGAGCGUUUCUAUAAUUAUCAUCACCUUGAUGAACUUUGUUCAGUGCUCAAGAAAUUAAAUAGUAAUAGUUUAAACAGUAAAAGACAUGAUUCAUCAGCUCAAUCGAUCAAUAAAGAUAAAAUAUUGGAUUCAAACGAAUUAGGAUCAGAUCGCGUAUUGAUCAUUGAGCCUAUAAUUGUUGAAACGUUACAGAUCAUUACAUGUUCAGAACUUUAUUUGAGAUUUAUACAGAGGCGAAUUUCUGCUGAUAUCAAACAGUGCAAUCUUGCAGAAAAUGAUUUUAAAAAAAAAAGUAAUGAAAUUUCAAAGUUUUUUGAAAAUUCUCAUCUUGUUUGUCAAGUACAAGAUUUACUCAAUAAAUAUCUUAAUUUAGAACAAUAUUAUCUUUAUGUGACAAUGAUAAAGGCAUUAAAUUCAGAUGAAGUCGACUCAUCUAGUAAUAUAUGGUGCUUUAUUGACGAUGUGUUUUUCAUCACUAAGAAAAGUCUUGUUCGAUCUCUUUCAUCUGGUAAUGUGGAUACUAUUUGUGCUAUGGUGAAUCAUAGUUGUUCAAUGCUAAUUGAUCUUAUGGUAAAUGAUUUUCUGGGCAACGUUAUUCGUACAGGGUUUCCUUCGGGUUGGGUACAAGAUGCAUACACUUAUGUUCAGAAUAGUGUUGCUGUGGCUGGUUCACUUAGUUCUUCUUCAUCCAUUGUCAAUGUUCCAACAGUAUCAUCAUUUAAUAUGAUUGGACCUAAUGCACUUACACGAUAUCAUUUUCUCAUUACUCUUAAUAGUAUUGAAGCAUGUCAAAAAGAUUUAUUGUCACUUGUUAAUCAUCUUGAAAGUGAAUUAAAUUUACUUUAUCAAAAUCAAGAAAUCAAUUCACAAAAACUUAAUAUGUGUAUCACGGAAUUAAAAGUUUCUAUCUCAGAUCAACUUCAAGCAUUACUUGAUUCUGCAUUCGAGUAUCUUUCAACUAAUGUCAUUCAAAGUCAAGUAAAAACUUUGUUAAAUGUUUUCAAAUCAUUAAAAUAUGAUUUAAUUGAGGAGGAUCUAGAUGUUUUCGCUGCUAAUGAUCGAUGGAUUGAAUCAUGUAUAGCUCAUACAGAAGAUUUUCUCAAACCAUUUAGGUCUGUUCUGUCAACUGAGAAUAACGAUCGAUUUGUAUUAAUUCUCAUAAAUGAGAUUUUGCAUCAACUUGAUCAAUUUAUUCAAAGGAAAUCUUUCAGUAGAUUUGGAGCUAUUCAACUAGAAAAAGAAUAUCGUAAUUUGUUUGCAUAUUUGACAUCAAUAUCUUACAGCUCUUUGCGUGAUUAUUUUACGCGUAGUUUACAGAUUUGUAGACUUUUAAACUUGGAUCGAAUUGAAGAAGUACAUUAUUAUUGGAAUAGUUCUAAUUGGCGUCUUACUGCACAUGAAGUCAGAAGUAUUCUAUCUCUAAGACGUGAUUUUGCUGUAAAUGAAAUUCGUGCACUUAAACUACAAUGA